Didymodactylos carnosus is the source of this 479-nucleotide messenger RNA. Lineage: Eukaryota; Metazoa; Rotifera; Eurotatoria; Philodinida; Philodinidae. The record is from the annotation of a GenBank genome assembly.
AAUGCUAUUUGAAAAUCAAAAAAAAAUUCAAAAAGCGUUGGUAAAACAUAAGGUACCCUGAAACUAUUGUCCUGUUCACACUAAGGAAUUAUUAUUCUUGUUUUCAGACGUAUGUAUCGUUGGAUGACCCUGGAGACACAGCCACAACAGAGGAAAAGCAAUUUGAAGCAACUUUAGUUUGCGUUAAUCCAAAUACGGAGAAAAAUAUUGAUUUAUUGCGCUUACCCGGAAAUAAGCAACAGAUCAACCUAUACGUCACUGCAGUUAUCGAUGAAUUAUUUACAAAAAAAGAAUUAUGUAAUUUAGAACCACGAAAAAUAGCUAGCGACGAACGAUAUCAAAGAAUACAAGAAGCCGUUAGAAGCAAAUUUAAACUGUCAGAAGAAACUAUGAAUAUUGAAUGGCCUCAUUUACACACUGUCAUUUUACAAAAGCGUCGUGAUACAAAAAAGUCGUUGGAAAACAGUAAAAAGGAAGCA